Messenger RNA from Vitis vinifera (wine grape), 1256 nucleotides. Its product is annotated as homocysteine S-methyltransferase 1. Gene Ontology annotation, molecular function: zinc ion binding; S-adenosylmethionine-homocysteine S-methyltransferase activity. The transcript is spliced from 7 exons. The coding region runs from base 134 to 1111 and encodes 325 amino acids. NCBI's taxonomy places the organism in Eukaryota, Viridiplantae, Streptophyta, Magnoliopsida, Vitales, Vitaceae. The record is from RefSeq and is a predicted model, not a curated record. Gene Ontology annotation, biological process: S-methylmethionine cycle.
GACAUCUCACGCGGCACCAACCCCCCUUUACCACGGACCCUACCGCGCGCUUUAAAAGCAGCCAGAAGGUGCAUGCGCGGCUCUGUCUUCAUUCUUUCGAUUAUCUGAAGAGGAGAGAUAUACAGAAAGGGGCAUGGGGAAGACCAGUUCGUUGUUGGAGGAUCUGAUAGAGAAGGCUGGUGGGUGCGCCGUGGUCGAUGGAGGGUUCGCAACCCAGUUGGAGAUUCAUGGUGCAACCAUUAACGACCCUCUGUGGAGCGCUCUUUGUUUGAUCAAAGACCCUGACCUCAUCAAACGGGUUCACUUGGAAUAUUUGGAGGCUGGUGCCGAUAUAUUGGUGACUUCAUCUUACCAGGCCACAAUUCCUGGAUUUCUGUCUAAGGGACUUUCCAUUGAAGAAGGGGAGUUGUUACUUGAAAGGAGUGUCAGAUUGGCUGUUGAAGCACGUGAUAAAUUUUGGGAUGUCACGAAAAGGGUUCCUGGACAUGGCUAUAAUCGAGCUUUAGUCGCAGCUUCCAUAGGAAGCUAUGGAGCAUAUCUUGCUGAUGGUUCAGAAUACAGUGGGUGUUAUGGGCCAGAUAUGAAUCUAGAUAAGCUGAAGGAUUUUCACCGGCGCAGAUUACAAGUUCUUGUGAGAUCAUGUCCAGAUCUGUUGGCCUUUGAGACCAUUCCUAAUAAACUUGAAGCUCAGGCUUGUGUUGAGUUGCUUGAAGAGGAAAAUGUGCAAAUUCCAUCUUGGAUCUGCUUCAGCUCAGUAGAUGGUGAGAAUGCACCAUCAGGAGAGAGUUUUAAGGAGUGCCUAGAUAUCAUAAAUAAGAGUAAAAAAGUAAAUGCAGUUGGAAUCAAUUGUGCACCACCCCAUUUCCUUGAGAGCCUCAUCUGCAAAUUCAAGGAGUUGACUGAGAAGCCAAUAGUUGUUUAUCCCAAUAGUGGUGAGGUAUGGGACGGUAGAGCCAAGAGAUGGCUGCCAUCAAAGUGUUUCGGUGAUGACAAAUUUGAGUUGUAUGCAACAAAAUGGCGUGAUUUGGGUGCUAAACUCAUUGGAGGGUGUUGCCGGACCACACCUUCCACCAUUCGAGCCAUUUCAAAGGUUCUAAAAGAGAUGUCCUGAGCUCUCUUUUUUCAUUCGAGAGAGAAUCUACUCAGUAGUUGGCCAUUUAAGUUAGGUUGUUCGCCGGGUCAUAAUUUAUUUUAAGUUACAUGUAUUCAUUGGAAUAAUAUAUUUAAAAUCAUUCAUAUUCCUUUUUUCUGGUCAA